Anolis sagrei ordinatus is the source of this 2560-nucleotide messenger RNA. Its product is annotated as cholesterol 7-desaturase nvd-like. The record is from RefSeq and is a predicted model, not a curated record. NCBI's taxonomy places the organism in Eukaryota, Metazoa, Chordata, Lepidosauria, Squamata, Anolidae. Gene Ontology annotation, molecular function: oxidoreductase activity; 2 iron, 2 sulfur cluster binding. Gene Ontology annotation, biological process: cholesterol metabolic process.
GGCAGGGAUGGCGGAGCCUCUCUCCGUGCUGCUGGCCCUCCUGCUGGUGGUGGUGGUGCUGUGGUGGUGGUGCCGGUGGGCGCUGGGCCCGGAGCGCCUGCUGCGAGGCCCGGAGGCGGUGGGCUACUUGCCGGAGGAGGGAUGGACCCGCGCCCAGUCCGCCCUCCGCGCACGGAAAGCCCGCCGCCCGGGACACCCCCGCCCGCCGCCCUUCCCCAACGGGUGGUUCUUCCUCCUCCAGGCCGACAGCCUCGCCCCCGGACAGGCCCGCGCCCUCGCCGCCCUCGGGGAGAACUUUGCCGUUUUCCGGGACAUGGAGGGGUGUGUGCACGUGGUGGAUGCCUAUUGCCCUCACCUGGGGGCCAACCUGGCCGUAGGGGGCCGCGUGGUGGGCAACUGCAUUGAAUGUCCCUUCCACGGCUGGCAGUUCCAUGGAGAAGACGGGCGUUGCACCCGCAUUCCCUACGCCGAGAAAGUGCCCACGUUUGCAAAGGUCAAAGUAUGGCCCUCGUGUGAAGUCAGUGGCAUGAUCCUGGUCUGGUACCACUGUGAUGGCCUGGGCCCAACCUGGCAAGUCCCAGAGCACCAGGAGAUGCUGUCACAUGAGUGGGUCUUCCGUGGCAUCACCGAACACUACGUCAGUGCACACAUUGAGGAAAUCCCAGAGAACGCGGCCGACGUGGCCCACCUGGCCUUUCUCCAUGGGCCCUCCAUCCUGAGCGGCGUAGACCUCCGGUACAGCAACACACAGUUCUGGGCCUUCUUCAAGCAUUACUGGCAGGCGCAAUGGCAGCCGGAGCCAGAGCCAGAGGCACACUGUUCCAAGUUGUUCAUGAAGCAUUACGUCACCGUGUUUGGCAAGCGCUUACGCCUUCUUGACCUGACCCUGCACGUCAAGCAGGUGGGGCCUGCCCUAGUCUUCAUCAUCUUUGAGCACCCGUUCCUGGGCCGUGGGGUCAUCAUCCAGAGCGUGACCCCUGUGGAGCCCCUCCUGCAGCAGGUGGUCCACCGGAUGUACUACCAGCGCAACAUCCCGGCCUUCGUGCCCAAGUUCAUCCUCUGGGGAGAGCGCGUCCAGUUUGAGCGGGAUAUGAUGAUCUGGAACAACAAGCAGUACCUCUCCAAGCCGCUGCUGGUGAAGGAGGACGGGCCAAUACAGAGGCAUCGACGCUGGUACGCCCAGUUUUACAGUGAAGGCAGCGUGAAGCCAAAUGGUCCAGCGACUGGCCUGGACUGGUGAUGCUCUUGGGGCCUCUCUUUUGGUCUUUCCCUUGAUCUGGGGACCACGGCAGGGACCCCAUCUGUGGGGUGGAGCAACACUUCCACCCCUGUGCCUUCGACCCACCGAUUGUGCCACUUGGGAGGCCACUGGGUCUUCCAAAAGACCCCUCCACCUCACAAUACUUGGGGUGCCUCUGCUUUUGCUCUCUGCUUGUGGUCUCUCCUUCUCAGGCCUGUUGGGAGCCUGUCCGGACCCUUGAAGGGAGUGCCAGAAAUGUGCCCAGACUUGAACCAAGAGGGGCGUUUGUGUGUGUGGUUCUGGGGACAGAGGAGGCUGCGGAUGUUGCAAGGUGGCCUCUUGGAAAGGGCCAGCUUUGUCCUUCAAACCAAGAGAAGGCACCCAGCCUUUCUGCCAUAUUUGUAGAAAUGCUGAAACUGGAUUCGAAGCCUUCAAGACUCUGAGAAGCCCCCAAGUGCCCUCUGAGGGCGGCCACUGUGGCCCUUGGACAGUGAAGUUGGGUAUUUUCAGUGCUGUGCAGCAGGCUUCACAAAUAAAUCUCAGGAGUGGUUUGGAUAGUUUGCCUUGGCGACCCCAAUGGGAUGCACGGAACCUAGGUUGUCAGGAGUAUUGCUCUGACGUGACCUCCCGGUCAAGCCCUUCGGUUUCCUGUCCUGGAACACAGAAAGGUAAUCCCACCCCAGAUUUUGGCGACACAAGCGCCCAGCCCCCUCCCGAGAGAGAACACUGGAGCAAGAGUUCCUUGUUUAUUAUUAACACACAGCAAGCGUGACAGUAGAUAACUUUCCUCUUUUUUAAAUACAGUACAUGGAUGCGCAGGAGGGCCGGUGCCCGCCGCCCGGGACCGACCCCUCCCUCCUCGAUCACGACGACAAGCCCGUGGCGGCCAUUUUUAUAAAAAUAGUGUGUCGCUACAAAAGUAUAAAUUAAUGCUACCGGUAUUAAGAAAUAUUAAACACAGUAAAACUUAUAAGGAUUAAGAAAAAUAUUCAUUAAUACCUGUAGAAAAACUCUGGCCUAAAAAAUAUUCUUGUAUAUAUUUUUUAAAACUUUUUUUUCUGUAAUUUUUUUUCUUUUAAGAUGACUUUUAGAUUUCUGCAACUCUCUCCAGGAGAGAGAGAGAGAAAGAGAGGGUCCUCUGACAAAGGCGCCCUCGGUAUUGCCGGGAACGCUGCUGCUGUUGCUGCUACAGGGAAUGGGGUCGCGCGGCUCAGGUGGGCCGGGGGUAAAGGGGUGGAGGGGCUCUCCUUUCAUGCCCCCCGCACCUUGACCCACAGAAGCAGGCAGGGCAUGGACGCGGGGAAGGACGGGGAUGAGAAG